Molecule: messenger RNA, 1110 nt
Organism: Leishmania major strain Friedlin
Lineage: Eukaryota; Euglenozoa; Kinetoplastea; Trypanosomatida; Trypanosomatidae
Exons: 1
Coding region: 1-1110 (369 amino acids)
Source: RefSeq, a predicted model, not a curated record
AUGUUUCCGCAAGGGCUGAUCGAUCAAUGGCUGAGCAAAUCACGUGAGGGGCGCCGCAGCGUGCGAGAGGACCGGAAAGCAACGCCAGCCAUCCUGGACAACAUCGCCCGCCUCGAGGAGUACUGCCGCAGCCACCCCUACGACGUCUUCUGUGCGAGCACGUUGCAACAUCCACCCUUUGCCCUCCACGCACUGGAGAGCGAAGCGGCAGAGCAGCAGCGGCUCGCACAGCCGCCGCCGGUGUUCGCAGCGACCGUCCCCUCGCCCUCUGCUCACACGACGGCCUCCAAUGAGGUGAGGGGCGGCGUCUGUGGGCGGUACGCAGACGGAGACGAAUCUCGCGCGUCGGUGACGGCUGCUCGUCAACAUCUGCACAACGUCGCUGCGCGACUCGCCGCGUAUCUGCAGUCUAGCGGCGCGGUGAGGAGUUCGGCAAGCCGGCAUGAGGAAGAGUCGCAGUGCACCGUUGUGGCAGACUUCUUUGUGCACUUGCUGUCGGAGGCGGCGGUGGCCGCCGUGUACCGGCAGGGUAUCGCCGCGCAGGUGGAGGCCGAGGAGCGGGCGGCCUUUCAGCACCGUCAGUCACAGCGACGGUUGCAACUGCGCGUUGACAGUAAGCACGACGGUACUCUUCAGCGUCUGGAGUUGUCAGACAGUAAGGGGGCAGACACCGAGGCCGUCCAUGAAGUCGAGGGUCUAACAGUGGUGCGGCCCAUUGCUGACUACCGGCGCCUGAGUCAGGGGCUCGCUUCGCUGUGGAGUUUGCUGGCACAAACGCAGCGACGUGGUGGACUGGCGGUCGGCGGACCAUCGAAAGAACGCAGCCGCGACAGCACCGCCGAUACUGACUCGGUGAACGACAACGACAACCUGUGGACGCGCGUGCGUGUGGACUGCCUGCGCCACUGGCUUGGCGACCGCGCCCUUCCGCCCCCGCCGCCUCUUCCGGGUACCGCAGCGUUGGGGGAGACUCAAAGAAAGACAGAGGCAUCGUCGCCAGCGAUGCCGGGCGGCGCGUGGUGGAGUCGGCCGCUCUACAUCUCCGAGCGCGAUGUAGAGUUUGCCCUGCGCAAGGUGCUCGCGGACGUCACAGCAUCCGCAGCCUCCUAA